Solenopsis invicta (red fire ant) is the source of this 1589-nucleotide messenger RNA. RefSeq lists its product as uncharacterized. The record is from RefSeq and is a predicted model, not a curated record. The coding region runs from base 382 to 900 and encodes 172 amino acids. The transcript has 5 exons. Lineage: Eukaryota; Metazoa; Arthropoda; Insecta; Hymenoptera; Formicidae.
CAACACAUUGGGCAAAAAAAUUAUUUUUUCAAGUGUGGUACUGAUACACUUUAGUCAUGUUUAGUUUUGCUUAACCUACAAAAAAUAGUUUAAAUCUUUCGUUUAUGUUUGUUUCUUUACAUGCUACAUCUUGAAGAAUUAGCACGCUGGACCUAUAUUUUUACAAUGUCUUCGUGUUCGAAUUAUGUACCGGACCCAGAACUCUUAGAUGGUUUAUUCUUUUGUCGGCAUUGUUAAGAAGUUAUUCCUACGUUGGAUAAUGUAAAAUUCCACGCUUGUUUCGAUGGAAAAGAAAUUCUUCUUGAAGGGGAAAAAGAGCUAUACUCACCUGCAGUGAAUGAGAUUCCCUUGUAUAGUGAUGACUCUUCAGAAACAGGUUUCAUGAUACAUUCUAUCGGCAUGGAAGAGAACAUGAAUGAAGAGCAGGAUUUAAAUUAUGAAAAACAACCUACAGUAAAGAAUAAGGAAGCAGCUGCGAUUUGGACGAACGAAGCUACAUUAGCGUUGCUGGCAUUGUAUGAGUCGAAAAUGGGCAUGUUGGAUCAUCCCAAAAAGAAAACGAAAAUAUGGAUAGCUAUCGCAGAUGGUCUAAAAGAUUUCCAAAUUGAAAUGUCACCACAGCAAGUAAGAUGGAAAAUGAACGCCUUAACAAAACGGUACAAAGAAUGUGUCGAUAGCAAUAAUAAGACUGGAAGAGGUACUACUGAAUUUCAGUGGUUUGACCAACUCGACGAAAUUUUGGGAAAUAAUAAAAAUACUGCUAAGCCGGCUUACACUGUUUCAUCAAAAUUAUGUUCCGUUUCUACAUCCAAGAAUAAAAAAAAUAGCAUGACUGCUACUAAGGAACCAACUGAAAAUAGAGGAAAAAAAAGGAGCUACCUGAAUCUCAUUUUAAAAUAAAAAAUGUACAGAAUAAAGUUGUUCAAGAGAUAUGCCCGUCUAAUAUAGCAGCAAAUGAGCAGUUUACUGAAAGCGUAAAAUCAACAAUACAGGCAGAGACGUUAGAAAAGUUACGAGACGAAAAACGCUUAAAACACGGAACUGGUUCAAACCUCGCUAAAACUAAAAUUGAACUCGGAAAACAGUGGCAGCAGCAUCUGCAAGAUAAAGCCAAAAAAGAAAUUGAAAAAGAGAAACGGUAUAAGGACAUGAUUAAAAAAAAAGACGAAUUGUUACAAUUAAGGAAAAGGCAAAUUAAACUGAAAGAAGAAGAACUACAACAGAAAAAAACUAUCGCGAAUAAUAAAAUAAAGGAUAAAGAAAAGAGACAUGCUGAAAUAUUAAACCUUGAAAAGGAAAAGUGUAAACUUUUAUGUGCAUACCUCAAAAAAGACGCGGAUAAUACAUCUUCAAACAAGUAUUCCGAAUCUGAUUCAUCAGAUUGAUUGAGAAGUAUCCAUUGAAGGAGUCUUGAUACCUCAAUUAGAAGUCUUUUUAAACAUUUUUUAGAAACCUUUUCAAAUAAACAUUUCUUAAUUAUAGGUUAAAACCACCGGAUUAAGUUCUUUUUGUGUUAUUAAGAAAUUAUAUUUCAAAUAUUUAAAAGAUGUUUUAAUUUAAAAAACCAAACUGUGUUAGCCAAAGAAAAA